Molecule: messenger RNA, 1122 nt
Organism: Tremella mesenterica DSM 1558
Lineage: Eukaryota; Fungi; Basidiomycota; Tremellomycetes; Tremellales; Tremellaceae
Exons: 3
Coding region: 89-1093 (334 amino acids)
Source: RefSeq, a predicted model, not a curated record
GAAUAUUUGUAUCUUACGACCACUACUCUUCGAGUACUGUGUCCCUCUCAUUACGAUUGACUGACCCAAAUCCCCCAGAUUCCUUGGGAUGUCAUUCCGUCAAACAAUCCUGAACCAUUCCCUACCUCUCAUCCCUAAACAUUCCUUCACUCGAUCCACACUUUCUUACUCUUUAUCCGCAUUACCAACUUCUCACCCAUCUUAUCGUCCUCCACUCGAAGAUAGUGUAAUCGAUACUAUCUUUGGUCCUGGUCAUAUAGCUUGUAAAGCUUUGGUAGAUACAUGGGAAGAAGAAGGUUUGAAGAGAUUGACUAUUGUUGAAAGUGGUUCUGAAGAGAAAUUAGAGGAUAUUCUGAAAAGACAGUUGAAGUAUUCUUCUGAAGUUGGGGAACAUUUAGUAGAAGCAUACGCCCUUUUCUCAACUCCCCAAUGGACACCUUCCCUUCCUAUUCCUAUUCAAACUCUUACCUCUCUUCUCCCCUCUAUCAACUUUCCUUCGCCUUAUAACCCACCUCGUACCUCCACGCAGCAAAACGGUUUAGAUACAUACGACAAUAUCAAGUCCACCUAUCCAAACCCUCUUUCAAAACUACAAAACAAUCUCGAUUCCAACCGUUCCAACCCUCUUUCAGAACUACAAGAUAAUCACCGAUCCGACCGGUCUGACCCUCUUUCAGAUCUACAAAACAAAAUCGGCUCAAACCUUCUUUUCCCAAUCAUCUACCCAUUAGGUGUUUUAGGUUAUUUAUGGCGAAUCUCCGAUUCUGCUUUAUCAAAAUCCCAAGGAUCCUCCUUGAAGAAAACAUCCACUGGGGAUAUAUUAGGAGCUGGAAUUAGUUGGUAUCUUUCCAGAAUCGGAUUAAGUUUAGUUUAUCUUUCUGCUGAAUCCAAAUUACUCCAACCUUACCCCGCUCAACAAACUCCCAACCCUUAUCUCCCAGCGGCUCUAGACACUCUGGAGAAGAAUAUGAAAUCCUAUGCCGACUUUCAAGGGAUGAUAGAUAAUAGCGAGACUGUUGUAGGUGACAUGAUUGGAUUUGCAGAGUAUGUCACUAGAAGUUGGAAAGGUAUUAUACGUAGUCGUGGAUUGUAGAAAUCACUCAAUGCAUAUCGUAUCUCAUU